Molecule: messenger RNA, 1612 nt
Organism: Lasiosphaeria miniovina
Lineage: Eukaryota; Fungi; Ascomycota; Sordariomycetes; Sordariales; Lasiosphaeriaceae
Exons: 4
Coding region: 106-1419 (437 amino acids)
Source: RefSeq, a predicted model, not a curated record
AUCCGUCACCCUGGACGAGCCUCCAAUGUUUCGUCUGUGCCCCUGCGGGCGUGUGACAUAGUUGGAAGCAGUGCUACUGCCACUGCCACUGCCGAGCAAGUCAAGAUGCACGCCGGACUGUCCCUGGCCGUCACCGUGUGGGUCCUGACGGGCAUCUCCCUCUUGCUCCUCGCUCUACGCCUCUACACGCGCCUGCGCAUCGUGCGCUUCGUCGGCGCCGAGGACUACCUCUACGUCUGCACCGGCGUCUUCCUGCUCGCCUUUGCCGGCUGCCUGCAGGUCGCCGUCUACUAUGGCCUGGGCCGCAGCUUUUGGACCCUGUCGGUGGACGACUCGUCGCGCGCCAUCUUCUGGACUUAUGUGGCGAACACAUUCGCCAUCGCCGGCAACGCCAUGGCCAAGCUGUCCAUGGGCUUCUUCCUGCUGCGCGUCGUCCAGCUGCGCGGCCAAAAGGCCGCCCUGUGGCUGCUCAUCGUCGUCACCGCUGGCACCUCCUUCGCCCUGGUCGUCAUGCUCUGGAACCAGACCACGCCGAGGAAAGCGAGCUGGGAUCCGCUGCGCACCCCCGGCAAGUGGAACAUUCAAAUACAGCCCAUGAGCGUGGGGCUCGGGGGUUGGUCGAGCGCCUGCGAUUUCUUCUUUGCCAUUUUCCCCUGGAUAUUCAUCUGGUCGCUUCGGAUGCCCCGGCGAGACAAGAUCAUGUUGGCUGGCGGCAUGAGUCUCGGCGUCAUCGCUGGAGCGUGUGGGAUUAUCAGAACGGUGGUGUUAUCGCGGUUAGACAUCAUGGACUACACACUCAACUUUGCACCCUAUUUUGUAUGGGCUGGUGCCGAGAUUGCCGUCGCAAUGGUGUGUCUCGGAAUCCCAACCCUACGCCCCCUCUAUCUCAAGCACCGCGGCCGGAGCAUCGGGUACGGCGACAGGCAGCACAGCCACGCCAGUGACCCAGAGCUGCCUCAGUUCGACAUGGUCGACCAGAAACACGCCGGCCCGUCACAGGGGCCGCAACUCGGGGAGCAGGGCCCAAUCCCGCACGACCACAAGCGGCAAGAUCACAAGCAGGAUCACAAACAACAAAUCAUUCUCCCCGCCAGCCCGCCUCCUAGCUACGUCCGGGACUCUACAUCGUCACACACCGUGGUAGAGCCGGAGCCGAGCCCGGAGCCUCUGCCAGAAUUAGCGAAGCCCCUGAAUGUCUACUCGAGGGGGCGCGACAGCGUCGACGACAUACUCGGCCUGUACGACGCCGAGCGCAGCCGGAGCCGGGGGCGGACAGUGAGCAGGGGCAACCACAGCAACAAAAGCAGUAGCAGCAACAACAGCAAGACGAGCCUCUACGCUCCGGGCGUGAUAUGGGUCAGGAACGAAGUCUUGGUCGAGGUGGAGCACGACUACAGGAACUGGCCCCUGAAGAACUAAUUAGACAGACUCUUCUUAGACGAGACCACACCUCAGUCACCGAUCGCCACACGGCGAGACGGUGUUGUGCCGGACAGAUGGAUUAUUUUUGGAGUUUUGGAACUGGCAUACAUUGGAAACGGAUACCCUGUCGCUUGUCGAGUCUGAAGCCUGUCGUCUGUUUGCUAUUUCUCUCUGAUUUGGACAAUUAGUU